AUGGAUCGCAUAAAACAAACAAUUGAUAAAACUCGCAGGCCAAAUUUUACACAGAGAGAAACUAAUAUAUUGGUAGACGAAAUUGAAACAGACCCAGAGCUAGCAAGAGGUGAGCUUGGUAAAAAGUAUAGAAGUAUUUUGGAUAUGGGAAAUAAAUGGGAUGAAAUUGCAAACAAAAUAAAUGCUACCGAGUGCUUUAACAGAACUGGUAAAGAAGUAAAAAACAAGUUUUCUGACAUGAAAACAAAAGUUAAAAAAAAAGCUGCUGAAAUAAAACGAAACAAGAGAAGAGACAGGGGGCGGAGGGCCAUCAAAAUUAUGCCUCGCCGAUUUGGAGAAGGGAUUGAUACUUUUGCAAGGCCAAAACCCAUUGAUAAUAUUGUACAAGAAACAGAAAUCGAACAAGACCUGGCAUCAACCAUGUUGACAAAAGAGGACACAAUCAUGUUGGCCACACAUAAAACUGAGAUGCGAAUCACAUCAAACUCAUCGAAAAUAAAAGAUAAUAAAAUAGGAAAGAAAAGAAAACUGACGCAACCCCAGCCACCACUAAAAAAACCAGUCUUAAGGGAUGUGCUGACUAACCAAACUAAUAUUUUACGAGAAAUGAAAGUUACAAACUGUCUUCUUAGAAAACUUGUUGUUUUAAAGAACAAAGAAGUUCAAUUUCUAAUCUCAACUAACACCCUGUAA
This is a messenger RNA of Ceutorhynchus assimilis (cabbage seed weevil), 693 nucleotides long. The record is from the annotation of a GenBank genome assembly. Lineage: Eukaryota; Metazoa; Arthropoda; Insecta; Coleoptera; Curculionidae.